Messenger RNA from Exophiala oligosperma, 1096 nucleotides. RefSeq lists its product as uncharacterized. The transcript has 3 exons. Gene Ontology annotation, cellular component: Golgi membrane. The record is from RefSeq and is a predicted model, not a curated record. Lineage: Eukaryota; Fungi; Ascomycota; Eurotiomycetes; Chaetothyriales; Herpotrichiellaceae. The coding region runs from base 102 to 938 and encodes 278 amino acids.
AUUUUGUUUAUUACUACGCAACUAUUACCAUCUUUAUCCUCCUCGCGUCUGUCUCACUUGACCCGCCCAAAUUUUGACCGCUACGCACUCCUUGUGUCCGAAUGAGCAAUCCUCGCAUUGCCACGCCUCGUCAACAUGGACCGGGUCACUUUGGGGCCACCACGGCCGACAGAAGGCGUGGAGAUAUUCGGAUGCCACGUUUCUUCAAGAGGCUCUUCAAAUUUCCACAGAUGGACUUCGAAAUGGCCGUCUGGGAGAUGACGCAUCUUCUCAUCGCGCCAAAAAAGGUGUUCAAGUCGAUAUACUACCACAAGCAGACGAGAAAUACCUGGCAUCGACCGGAUCCUUCCUUCACCUACCUCCUGUCCUUCUUUCUCCUCCUCACGUCCUUCGCUUGGUCCCUGGCAUACACGCCCUCCUUGGCAUCGGUGGUUAAGCUCGCAUUAAUGUUUGUCGUUGUGCAUUUUCUGGCUGGCUCAUUGCUGGUGUCGACACUGGCAUAUUAUUUGAUUGGGCGUCUCUUGGGUCCAGGCAUCGCUGGACUCCCAGGCCGAAGACGUCAAGCGGGAUUGUUUGGUCCGCCUGGAGGAUCACGAGGAGCUGAAGUGUUGGAAUUCGGAUACUGUUUCGAUGUCUCGAUCCGCGCCUUUUUCCCGCCAUAUGUCCUGCUCUACAUCAUCCAAUACAUCCUCAUGCCGGUGAUCAAUCAUCAAAAUCGGGCGUCGACAUUUUUUGCCAAUUUGCUGUACCUAGCAGCCGGCAUAUACUGGAGUUUGAUCACAUUCCUGGGAUAUAAUGCGCUACAUUUCCUGCACCAUACCCAAUUUCUCCUCUCGCCUAUGAUAGCGUGGAUCGUCAUAUGGCUUGUCUGCACAGUCUUGGGCAUCAAUUUGACCACAGUGGGAACACAAUGGUUGUUUCUGGGAGUACGGAGCUGAGUGUAUACCUCCAAUCUACUGUCUGAUUCGAUGUAAUGAUGCAGGGUUGAGCAUUUCGAGAAAGCAAGCGCUUCAUCGUGGUGUCGUGUAUGGUUGUAUAUCUGGUUUUGGUGCUGGAAGGUUGCGAGAGGCCUUGAGGCCAAAUCUAGCUUGGUACC